CCCCAUCUCGACAAAACCGCCCACAAUUCUUUUGAAUUCUUGCCUGGAAAUCUUAGAUCUUUUUGGCAAGACAGAGUUCUUGCUUUUAAAUCAAACACGCUCUCCAAAAUCGUACAAUUGGAAAACCUUUUCCAAAAUCUCUCUGCCAAUUUUUGUUCAUUUUGAUUUUUCUUCUUUUUCUUUUCAACACGAAAGAAAGGAAGAAAUGGGAACUCGUGUACCAGCCGAUGGUUUUAUGGACCGCUCAGCACUGUCUGGCAGGGCAGCAGGCCGGCCGAGUAGGGGAGAGACAUCCUCCUCCGUACCCUAUCGCCGGCCCUAGACGACAGCCGUCCACGUCGCUGCGCUCACCGCUCACAAGACGGUGAUCACCGCAAGCCAGACGCUGCCUUCUCCGCUUAAUCUCUCCUCAAAUAAGUGGAGAAGGGAAUAAAGCGAAGCUAGGGGAAAACUUUGUUUUACAUACCCAAAAAAAAAAAAUCUCGGCGUGGAAGCAAUUAGGGACGCAGUAGACCCAAGCUUUUAUCAAUGCAUGAAAGCGAAAACUGAUCGCCACCGCCGUAAUUACGACCGCAGUGGGCGGGUAAUUGAUGGCUUGUUCGAGCCAAAAGUAAUCAUCCACGUGCCCCCAGUGAGAGGUUAAUUUAUAUUUAAGCCGAGCAUAUCUCCAGCUGUAAAAACCGAGAAUUAGACAAAAAUAAAAUCCUUCGCCGCUGCGGCUCCGCGGUUUGCCGUGCAAGACCUGAUUCGUGCGUGCAUAAAUGCAUCAAGCAUGUCGAAAUGGUUGGUGCGUGGAAUGGCGAUGGCGGCGAAGAAGUAUGUGGACGAUGCGACCAUGGCGCAGCCAGUGGACGUGAUGUGCGGCGAUCUCUUCGAUCACAUCGACGACUUGCUGGACUUCCCCAACGAAGACGACGUUCCAGGGAUGGACGACUACCAAUGUGGGCCCGCCCCUCCAGCCCCCGCUCCGGGUUUCACCCCGCUGCUCCCUUCCCUUCAGGCCGAUGGCUUGUUGGGCGGCGGCGGCCGAGGAGGAGGAGGAGACUCCACCGAUGGCUCUGGCGACGGUGCCGGCGGCGCUGCUUCCGCCUUCCACCGGGAGGAGGGAAAACUCGUUCCGUGGGACGACCUUGACAUCGCCGAGGCCGAGCUGGGGUGGCUAUCCAAUUUCUUCGAUGACAACGAUUCCUUCACCGCCGACUUCCCCAAAUGUGGCACCACCAUCGGCGCCAACUACAGCAAUAGUAACAGCGGCAAGAGCGAGGAGGACUCCCUCUUCCGCACCUCCAGCCCUGUAUCCGUGCUCGAGCCUAACAGCCUCAGCAUCGGCGGCAGUGGCGGAGGUGCCUCCUCCUCUUCCUCCUCCUGCUCCGGCACCGGUGGAGGAAACAGCGGCGCAAGGGCCCAGGAUGCUCUUCCCAUAAGCCAUCCGGAGCCCAUUCUGGUGGUCCCGGCCCGUGCUCGCAGCAAACGCCCCCGACCUGCCACAUUCUCCCGCCCUCACGUCACCAUUCCCUUCCUCCCCCCCUCCUCCGACAGCAUACCUGUCGCCUCCUCCUCUUCCCAAUCCGAGAGCUUCGGCGAGUCCAAUCCCGGACCGGCUACGAUGACACAAAAGAAGAACAAGACGAAGAAGAGCUCUGCUGGCACUGCUGCUGGAGGAGACGAGGCACCCCCGGUGAGGAAGUGCAUGCAUUGCGAGAUCCAGAAGACCCCCCAAUGGAGGGCGGGGCCGAUGGGGCCCAAGACCCUCUGCAAUGCCUGCGGGGUCCGCUACAAGUCGGGAAGGCUCUUCCCUGAGUAUCGCCCUGCCGCCAGCCCCACCUUCGUCCCCGACCUCCACUCCAAUUCUCACAAGAAGGUGGUCGAGAUGCGGAUCAAAGCCAGCCAGGCUUCCAAGGACAGCUGCGAUCUCCUUGCUUACAUCCGGAGGAGGGAGUGAUGAUGAACCACAUGGCUGUGGUUUUCUUUCUUUUCCUUUUAGUUUCAGAGUUAUCUCGAUUCAUCGUCUUCUUCUUGUUGUUCUUUUUUUUCUUUUCCCCUUUGAUUUCUUUUAAUAUUCUUCUUAUUUUUGUACAGAGAAGGGAGGGGAGGGAGGGAGAAAUAGAGGAGUGAUAGGCGACCCACUAGCUGAGACAUGAAACAGAGGGAAGAGAUAAUUAGAUUGAGCUGUAGUAAUUAGAAGCAGGGAGGGAAAAAAAUGAGAGUCUUAGAACGGGGCUAUCGAAGUGGAGGGAUCUAGUUUGAUAAUGCAGCUUGGUGUGUUGUAUUCUUUUUGCAGUCGAUUGAUUAUCUAGAAACACUAUAAAUUGUUUGAUUCUGCAUCCAUUUAAUUAUUAUUAUUAUUAUUAUUAUUUAAUUUUUGUUUUCUCAUUCAUCUUCAAUGCUGCCAUAUGCCCUUGAUCUAAAUUAUAAACUUUCACCAGCAAUCAUAUGGCUGUCUUUUUUUUGAAAGGUGGUCCUGGCAUCAUCGUCGUCCAUCACUGCACGCAUGAUGGGAGUUCAUAAAUCGAUCGGUUGCUAUGAAAGUUUUUAUGGAUGGAGUUGCUGCGCAAUGUCAUGGUGAGCAAAUAGCAUGAUGUUGCUUUUCUUCGGGCCUAUGGGCAAAGUCUUCGUCCCAGCUUUUAAUAUCUUGCUAUUGUGAUGGGGAAAGCAACGAACACUCAAUGAUCAGAUUAUCUGAUAAAGCUCUAAGAAAAAAAGCUUGAUGCACCAUAAUAGAUUAAUGUCUUAUUUUGUGUUGCUAUUUGAAUCGGUCAAAUUCGAAGACAGACAUCUGGAUACCUCGUGCAGCGAUGUUGGUGCUGGAGUCACCUGCAAACUAAGUUUUAAAUCGGAAGUUGUAGUUCCGACAAGAAUCUUCCGAUGCUCAAGUCAGAAAAGCAAAAAACAAAAAAGCAGCAACGGAUUCUUUGAGAGGGAUUUGAUUGGAUUUAUCUGGGUCCUCGAGGUUCUGAUUGUUUAUACAGAAAGAUGUCGGACAGUUGGAUUGUUAGCUGUAAAAUUGCACGAUCUCAAGAUUGUUGGAUCGUUAGACAUGCCAAAUUGGGUGAGAUAACUUGGCCCUUAAUCGCUUCCGUGUGAUCAGGGGAGAUGGUUACGUCAAAUCCUAUCUAUUCGGGAUAGACAGCUGUCGUGCAUAUUGAAAAAAUAAGUCGGCUGAACAGCUCAUACACAGGUCAGACAUUGGGGGCGUCUCAGCUCAAUAUGGAGAUAAAUUCUUCAGCUCAUACGACGGUCAGCGAUCGUGUUGAUGAUCCAAGAACUUGAAAUGUCUUGUGAUAUAGUGUUGAUUCGAGAUGCUCACAAUAAUCACCGUAACACUACCCCCUACUCCUAAGUCUAAAGAUCAAGCGAAAGGAGUACUCCAAAUAUGUCUCAAAUCUAAUGCCAUGCGCUUCUGUCUUUACGCCUACCUUCUGCAUUUAAGACAUCAGCCUAAUACGACUGACGCGGACGGGCAUAACUAAUGGGAUCACUCAGACAAUGAUCCCUUUAAGGUUUUAAUUACUUUGUGGUGGCUUUUCAUUUUCUUCCUCCUUUAAAUUUAUGCUUUGAAGGCACAGAAAGCCACAGAUCUUUUUUGUGCUGAUUAUUCAUCAUGAUUUUUCGGAGCAAGAUGGAUUCACAGCGCGUGAAGAGAGUAAAUUUUAGCUCACAGGAGGCAGAUUGUAAUUUUGAUUGCUGAAACGAGAUCCACGAUCGGAGAAGAACAUGUCGCUCCUACCGUUGAACCCACGGCCCUACCAUUAGAAGCUGUGGCGCAGGAUUUUUCAAGAGAAGUUUCAGUCGAUAGGGCACUGACGGGGAUGGCAAUGGAAAUGAGCAUCGAGGGACGCUCUGAAAAAGAUCCGAUUGAGAUAGCACAGAUAGAAGAGGCGGUUAACAAUCCGGAGAAGGAUCUGACGACGAUGAUGGAGACUGGGGGAUCUCUAGAGAUGACGACUCUUGUUGGGCAAUUUCUUACAUCCACUACUCAUGCGGGACUCUCAGAUUCGACCCCUCGUGCUUCAUCCAUAGAAGAGAGCCUCCAAUCUAUGAUAGAAUACUUGAGGAACCUCCUAUCGCCAGCCAAUAUGUUGUUUCUCAAUGAACAAAGAGGGGAGAAGCGAUCUGCCAAUGUCUAUGAUGCUGGAAGGUAGUCUAUCCGAAUCCGAGUUGCCACCAAAUAUCCGGAUCUUGACUUGAAUUUCUUAGAUGAAAUCUAGGAUCCUACCACGGUGGAUCUUUCAACGACCGGCACCUCAGAUCCAGGUCCCGCCUUGUAAUUUCUGUAUUUUUUUUCAUAUUUUAAGAUCAUUGUAAGAAAAUUUUGAAAGGAAUAAAAUGAGUAGAAUUCUUUUUAUCAUA
Molecule: messenger RNA, 4350 nt
Organism: Elaeis guineensis (African oil palm)
Lineage: Eukaryota; Viridiplantae; Streptophyta; Magnoliopsida; Arecales; Arecaceae
Biological process (GO): regulation of DNA-templated transcription; cell differentiation
Cellular component (GO): nucleus
Molecular function (GO): zinc ion binding; sequence-specific DNA binding
Source: RefSeq, a predicted model, not a curated record